Molecule: messenger RNA, 5417 nt
Organism: Camelus dromedarius (Arabian camel)
Lineage: Eukaryota; Metazoa; Chordata; Mammalia; Artiodactyla; Camelidae
Gene: PDK1
Product: pyruvate dehydrogenase kinase 1
Exons: 11
Coding region: 102-1418 (438 amino acids)
Biological process (GO): regulation of glucose metabolic process; protein phosphorylation
Cellular component (GO): mitochondrion
Molecular function (GO): pyruvate dehydrogenase (acetyl-transferring) kinase activity
Source: RefSeq, a predicted model, not a curated record
UCCCCGCCCCCGAGGCCGCCACGUCCCUCACGUACCACCCGGCCGAGCCGCGGAGCGGCUACCUGGUGCCCGGGGCUCCGGCUCCUCCGGCGGGGCUCGGCAUGAGGCUGGCGCGGCUGCUGCGCGGAGCCGCCUCGGCCGGCCCGGGCCCCAGGCUGCGCUCCGCCCGCCCAGGCGCCAGCCGUAGCCUCACCUCGGACUCGGGCUCCGGCCCGGCGCCAGAACGCGGCGUUCCGGGCCAAGUGGACUUCUACGCGCGCUUCUCGCCAUCCCCUCUCUCCAUGAAGCAGUUCCUGGACUUCGGAUCUGUGAAUGCUUGUGAAAAGACCUCAUUUAUGUUUCUGCGGCAAGAGUUGCCUGUUAGGUUGGCAAAUAUCAUGAAAGAAAUAAGUCUUCUUCCAGAUAAUCUUCUCAGGACGCCAUCAGUUCAGUUGGUACAAAGCUGGUAUAUCCAGAGUCUUCAGGAGCUUCUUGAAUUUAAGGACAAAAGCGCUGAAGAUGCUAAAACUGUUUAUGACUUUACAGAUACUGUGAUACGGAUCAGGAACCGACACAAUGACGUGAUUCCCACCAUGGCCCAAGGUGUGAUUGAAUACAAGGAGAACUUCGGGGUGGAUCCCGUCACCAGCCAGAAUGUUCAGUACUUUUUGGAUCGUUUCUACAUGAGUCGCAUUUCAAUUAGAAUGUUACUCAAUCAGCACUCUUUAUUAUUUGGUGGAAAAGGGAAAGGAAGCCUGUCUCAUCGAAAGCACAUUGGAAGCAUAAAUCCGAAUUGCAACGUGGUUGAAGUUAUUAAAGAUGGCUAUGAAAAUGCUAGGCGUCUGUGUGAUUUGUAUUAUAUUAACUCUCCUGAACUAGAACUUGAAGAACUAAAUGCAAAAUCACCAGGACAGCCAAUACAAGUGGUUUAUGUACCAUCCCAUCUCUAUCACAUGAUGUUUGAACUUUUCAAGAACGCAAUGAGAGCGACGAUGGAACACCACGCUGACAAAGGUGUUUACCCACCUAUUCAAGUCCAUGUCACACUGGGUAAUGAGGAUUUGACUGUGAAGAUGAGCGACCGCGGAGGUGGUGUUCCUCUGAGGAAAAUUGACAGGCUCUUCAACUACAUGUACUCAACUGCACCCCGGCCUCGCGUGGAGACAUCCCGAGCAGUGCCUCUGGCUGGUUUUGGGUAUGGAUUGCCCAUAUCCCGCCUUUACGCACAAUACUUCCAAGGGGACCUAAAGCUGUAUUCCCUAGAGGGUUAUGGGACAGACGCGGUUAUCUACAUUAAGGCUCUGUCAACAGAAUCAAUAGAAAGACUCCCCGUGUACAACAGAGCUGCCUGGAAGCAUUACAACGCCAGCCAUGAGGCCGAUGACUGGUGUGUCCCCAGCAGAGAACCAAGAGACAUGACAACAUUCCGUAGUGCCUAGAUACGUUUGGGACACCUGGGAAAUCCAGAUGUGGCUUUUGUAUUAAAUUUGGAAGGGAUGGUGUUCAGAACUACAUUAUCACCAAAUACUUCCUGUGUUGAUUUCACAGUUAACUGUUUGGGUAGAGUAAGUGGAAAGUGAAUUCCAUUUAUGCCUGUUAAUCUCCUAAAGGAUGAAACUGUACCUAUUUUACACUUAUGUUUUCACAGUUAAUUGAACAUAUUUUUAAACAACUGUAGUUUUGGUCAACUUUCUCUUUACAGUAGACUUCAGAAAUAUGAAAGUCUUUGGGUUUCUACAGGAAGCUCUGUGGUGGUUCUUUUUUUUUUUUUUAAAUACUUUCGUGUCUGCUAGAGACAUUUUCUUAAUACUGACUAGCUAGUUAGCCAUUUCUCUGUUUUUAGAGGAGUUCUGCCAUCCUGUAAGUAGUGUGACAGAUGUAAUAAGAUGGUCUUCAGAUUUAGGUGACUAGCUACAAUUAAAGCAGUCAGCAGCUGCCCCAUAAGUAUAGAACCAGCCACCUUUCAGUAUCUACAUGCAUUGUCUUUACUCUGCAGUUAAUUUAUCAUUUUUUAAUUUUAUUGCAAAGGGUUGUAAUGACUGGUUUCUUAUGGAGCUAAGCUAAGAUCAUGGGCAGUCUGCUUUGAAUGUGCUUAUGAUUGAUGCAAGGGGAAAUUUUUAUACUGAAAGACAAACUAACAGCUGCUAAAAUUCUAAACUGAAUUUAAGAAAUUGAGAGCAAGGCAGUGAGUCCCCAAAACUGAACUAUUGAUUAUUGAGAUUACCUGAGGGAGCUUCUGAGAGUUUUUCUGGGCCCUACUCCAGAUAUACGGAAUCAAGACUCUGCAGCUGGAGCCCAGGAAUCUAAAUUUUUAAAACACUUCCUAGAUGAGUCCGAUGCCUCACCUAGUUAGGAAAGUGUGCUUUUAAAGUGAGUAAUGAUAUCAUGGUUGCUAAAGUGACAGAUUUUUAGGUUUUGGUUUUGACCUAUCAAAAGGUCAGAUUUCUCGACUCUAGGAGAGACAAACUGGUGCAAUUAGAAGCAUAAUUAGAAACAGGAGACAAAUUGACUGUGGGAGAAUAGUCAGGUAACUGAAGGAUUAGAACCAUAGGUGUACAAGUAUUGACAACAUACAUUUUAUAAAAAUUAUCUACACUUUUAUCAGGAAAAAGUCACCUUGGGCUUAUCACAACAGCCCUUUGCAUUCAUAUGGUAAUUUGAAAACACGAAUACCUUGGUAUAUUAUGAUACCUCUGUCGGGCUUUAAAACAUCAAUACAGAGCAGGCGGUAUCAUCUUUGUUUUGAGACAGAGUGUGGCCCAAAGCUGCCCAGAAUUGGAGGCUGGGCUCCAGCUUUAUCUGCCGAUCACUGUCAGCCUGGUCUGAGAGACCAUGAAAUUAAGGAGACAAAGUUGUUAGUCGUACCUCAUCUUCUAAGCUGACAGGGAAAUACACUGAAAAUAAAUUUUAAAUUAAUAUUUUAAAUGUUUGAAGAACAGCUUUACUAUUGUAGACGGUGAACUUUAUUUACCAGGAAAAUACACUGAGUUGAAACACCCCAUUCUCAGGAUUAUGUAAGUUUAACAAUUCUAUACGCAUUUAUAACUUGGAAGAGUUGUUAAAGGGCCGUUAGUCCAGGAUCCUCACCUAAGGGAUGAGGGUCCUGAAGGCUGGUUGGCAGCUCCUGCUGCUCAGGCCACUGAAUGGGGUGGAGUGGCCACUGAGUGGUCUUCAGCUGCUUUUCCACAAACUCUUAAAAUGGAAAAUAGGCUGAUGGAAAAUAAACAGGUUUUUUUUUAAAAAAAAAAAAAAAGAGAGAUGAAGAUCCUGAGAUUCGGGGUGUGGGGUUUGCCCGGGGCUAAUUAGCUGUGACCACAUGUCGGAAAAGAUCUUUUCCGUAUUAUUCCUUAAUCAUGGAUUUUUAUUAAAAAAAAUAGGAUAUGCUAGUGGAUUGUUUAUAUUAGUUCAGUGUGUUAGUUUUUUAGCUUUAAAAUUACACUUUUCUUGUGAUGAAGUAUUUUCAAAUCCUUGGAAUCAAAGUAUUAACUUUCUUUCCUAAAUGAGACAUUUGUACAACGGACAUAGACGAUGUUUUUACUUAUGAAAUGCCCCUCACAAAAUUAAAGUUUUUCCCUCUUUAAGAGCUAAGAAAUAGCGUUUUCAAAGGAAAAGUGAAAUCUUUUCCUUUAGCUUCUUUUUAAAGAUAUAACAGCUUUUUUUUCACUUUGUUACUGAGGUAAGGGACAGAAAAUUACAUGCAAAAAUAUUCAGGGGGAUAGCUUUCUCCUAGUUGGUUUUAAAUCAUUGUGCUACCUAAAAAGUUUAAAUUCUUACACUAUUUUUCCACCAGCAUUUAAUAUGAUGCCAUGUAGAUUUAAAAAUAUAUACUGAAGGCUAAGAAGUGGAUACUGAUUUUUUUUCUACUAACUGGGGCAUUUAAUGAAUGUGCCAACAGUUUUUAGGAAUAAUUGCAAAAAAUAUUCUGCCCUAUACUUAAAAUAUUGGCUGGCUUUAGAUGUCUUCAUACUUAAAAGUGAAGAAAGUGAUCACUGUUACAUGAAGAUGUUGAAGUGGCAGGCUCCCCUCUUGUUUUAUAAGAUGCUGUGUAUGGCAAUAAACUGAAAACAUGGAUUAACUCUUAUUCUGAAAGGAAAUUGGGUCAAUUUAGGUUUUUUUAAACUAUAAUUAUGUUUUUAAAAUAAAGGUCUCUUUCAUCAAGGGUCGGUGUUCUGUAAACGUUAAAGAAGUCACAGCUAAGGGGUCUACCACAUCUCACUAUGUUCAGUGGAGGGAGGGCUUGGGAUUUACAGCGUGUCUAUUCUAAUGGCGAAAGCGAGCGGUAGAGUUCGUACGGUUUGAAUUAUGGUAGAUUUUUGUUACGCAGACAUCCACAGAUGACUGACUUAUUGCAUAAAUGAACAUCUGUUGUGUGAUUUUUGAAAGGUUAUAUUCAUGUGCUCUUUGAAUAACUUCUUAUAAUGUAAGUAAUGUAGGGAAAGUCUUAAUUUAACUGCCAUUACCCUCUACUUGCACCAGCUGAAAGUCAGAACUAAACUACUCUAGUCAAAGGUAGUUUCCUGCCCUGCUCCUGAUUGAUGGGCUGUGACCACAGCCUCCCUACACUGUUAAAGUUCCCUAGCAGGACUCCCCUGUUAAAGACCUGGGGAAAUACAUGACUAGCGUCAGGGCCCCUUUGUGGCCUCGUGAGCAGCCAGAGAGGAAGCCCCAAAUCAGUCAACCAGUUUCAGUUUUAUAUCUUUAACUGCUGCGCCAUCAAUGUGAAGUUUUAACAGAAGUGUCAGCGGGGUUGAGUUAAGCUGGUUUGCAAAUGUGGCUCUUCCUGGAGGAACUUUCCAUCAUACUGUAUACGAUUAACUUCUGGCUCCAAUCAUUAAUUUUCUUAUAGUCAAACCCAGUGCACCUGAAGAAACGUGGCACGAAGGAUUUUAUGUAUGUCAGAAAGAACGCACCACUGGGUUGCUUAGCCUGGCAUUCCUCAACUACUGUGCCUUUUGUCUGCCUACAUGUUUGGAAAGAAUUAGACAUAUACCACCCACUCUUCAUACUUCUUAAGCAGUCUCUAACCAUAGGCUUUUAACAGCAGGAGACAAGACUGCGUUUCUUAAAAAAUUUGUAAUACGAGAUUUCAUCUGUGUUUAUAUUAGAACAAUUCUUGUCACAUAGUAAACAACAUAGGUGUGUAUUACUGUUAUUAUUAACAGUCUUUCCUCACUGGGACCAAUACUGUAAAUAGCCCAACUAUGGUAUAAAAAAAAGUUCAGAACCGAGGUUGCAUUUUUGGAGUUUGGAAUGUAUUCCUAGGUCCCUUCAUCCUGGUGCAAGUUUGCCAGUUUUUGUUGCAAAACUUCAGUCUUUUUUUUCUGGUCUUGGAAGAGUUUUUAUACUGAGGAAUAGUGGCAGCUACCGUUUGCUUUGUUAAAUUAGAGAUUUUUAAGCAAAACUAUCCAGUAAAAUAAAGCAGAGACACUUCGAUUUGA